Molecule: messenger RNA, 588 nt
Organism: Sporothrix brasiliensis 5110
Lineage: Eukaryota; Fungi; Ascomycota; Sordariomycetes; Ophiostomatales; Ophiostomataceae
Exons: 4
Coding region: 1-588 (195 amino acids)
Source: RefSeq, a predicted model, not a curated record
AUGCGUUCUGCACCGUCCUGCCCAUCCUUGCUCCUGUGCGCCACGGCAUUCCUCGUCGCCCUCGGGUCGGCUGCCGUCGUGCGCGCCUCUCCCUCGAUUGUCGACGACAUUACCGCUGCCGCUGCCGCCGCUGGAGCCCCGGCUGCCGGCCUGCUGCGCUUUUCACCCAACAUCAACAAGCAGCUCAAUUUAGUGGAGCGGGGUGCCGGAAGAAGCGACCCGGACCGUCCGGACUUGGCAGCUGCUAAUGUGCUGAAGCCGCGCGCCGCGACCAACCUGCAGUUCUUCCAAGGCGCACUUUCCAACAUUGCCGCACCACCGAUUUCCCAAUCCAACGACGCAACACGGCCGUUCUCCGUCGACGGCGAUACCUUUACCGAUUUCCAGUCGGCUGUCGACCGCUCCUGCGACAAUCAGCACAACAGCUGUGCCAAUGCGGCCAACAGCCAAAAAUCGUCGAGCUUUAGCGUCGGCGACUGUGAUACACAAGAUACCAAGUGCAAGGCCGCCGCGUCAUCCGCAACACAGACUGCUUUCACCGAGCUGACAAGCUCGUCGGACGAAUUCGACUUUUAUUGUGAUGUGUAG